Magallana angulata is the source of this 2275-nucleotide messenger RNA. Its product is annotated as putative oxidoreductase YteT. The coding region runs from base 180 to 1490 and encodes 436 amino acids. Lineage: Eukaryota; Metazoa; Mollusca; Bivalvia; Ostreida; Ostreidae. The transcript is spliced from 13 exons. Gene Ontology annotation, molecular function: nucleotide binding. The record is from RefSeq and is a predicted model, not a curated record.
CAUGUUUAAUCUUUUAUUUCAACUUCCUUGCUUCUAAAAAUAGAAAUUACUUGUCAUGCAACGUGUUUGUAAACAAACUAUGAACAGUGAUAAAACACCGAGUUUUACAACCGUCAAAUUAUUUCAUUGCGAGUUAGAAGCAAGUACUUAAAAACAAGUGCCAGGGAUCAGCAUAUCCAAUGAUUAUGUCUGACAGUGAGGGGAAAUUAACGACGGCUAUUGUGAUAGGAGCUGGCCAGAGGGGAAUUGGUUAUGCUCAUUACCAGGAGGUAAAACCCGAGGAGUUCCGGGUCAUUGCAGUGGCAGACCCCAAAAAGUACCAGAGAGAGAGAUUGCAGACUCUGUGUAACAUAGCUGAUGACAUGGUGUUUCAAGAUUGGAGGGAGGUAGCAGAGCGGGAGAGGUUUGCUGACUGUGUGAUGAUUUGUACCCAGGACCAGCAGCAUAAGGAACCAGCAGUUGUAUUUGCCAAAAAAGGAUAUCAUAUAUUACUGGAAAAACCAAUGGCAACCACAGAGGAGGACUGUCGGGAGAUUGUCCGAGUCUGCAAAGAGAACAACAUCUUCUUGACGGUCUGCCAUGUUCUCCGGUACACGCCCUGGGUCAGGAAGAUCAAGGAACUGAUUGACAGCGGGGCCAUUGGAGACGUGGUCAAUAUUCAACAUCUAGAACCUGUUGGUUAUUGGCAUUUUGCCCAUUCUUUUGUCAGAGGCAACUGGCACAAGGAAUCAGAGAGUGCAUUUUCUCUCCUGGCUAAGUGUUGCCAUGACGUUGACCUUAUUUGUCACUGGAUGGGACCACAGAAGUGUCAGUCUGUCUCCUCAUUCGGACAUCUCAGUCAUUUCUCUCAGUCUAACAAACCAAAGAAGGCGGCCAACAGGUGCUUGGACUGCCCUAAGGAAGUGGAGUCCAAAUGUCCCUACUCAGCUGUGGAAAUUUACAUCAACAAUGGCAUCAAAUCAUUCAACAAAGGUUGGCCCGUGUCUGUGUUAACGUCAGGACCCCCUGACAUAGAAAACGUGACAGAAGCCCUGCGGACUGGGCCUUAUGGACGAUGUGUCUUUGACAUGGAUAAUGACGUCAUGUCACAACAGGUGGUUAACAUGCAAUUCACUGGUGGGGCUACAGCUUCAUUGUCAAUGAUAGGAUUCACAGAAUCAAUUUGUGCAAGGGAGGUCAAUGUGUUUGGAACAAAGGGUGAGAUCAGAUAUAAAGAUGGGAAUGGGAGUGUUUUGCAAGUCGACUUUACAACAGGGCAAAGAUACCACCAUAAACUGGAGUCGAGGAACCGUGGUCCACUCUCAGGGCAUGGAGGAGCAGACUAUUGCUUGAUGGAGAACUUUGAGAGCGCCCUCUAUCACAAAGACUUCUCCAAAAUCCACACGGGAGCAGACGAGACACUAGCCAGCCAUCUUGUCGUGUUCGCUGCAGAAAAAGCCCGCAAAGAAAACCGUGUUGUCACCAUUAAUGAGGACAUGUCGUUUGCUUGAUUAAAACCAAGUCAAAGCCGGCAGAUAUGAUUGUAAGAAUGACAUUCCAUAAAGAAGAGACUAGUUGUGAAUACUUUAUAUGAAUUCGGUUAAUCAUCAUUACUUUACACAAGUUUUUGAGGUUUUGUUUGGUACUGGCACAAACGAGACAGACCAGCCAGAUUAGUGAUAACCAACGUAUCAUUCACCGAGUUUUGAAAUUAAUUUCAUAUAAAAAUAAUAGGACUACCAAUGAAUUUCAGCCUCUGGAAUGUGGCUUUUUUUGCUUAAAGUCCCAGUCUUAAAGAAUGGCUUUUUUAUUUGAUUAUAAAAAAUAUUGUGCGGAAAAUUUGAAUUCUCUUAAACAGUAAAAGCACCAUUUAUAGCUAAAUGUACAUUUGUUCUGCCGAAGGAAUACUUGCCAAUAAGUAAUAAGAUCUGGAUAGUUAUCAUCAAAGAGAAUCUGUAUACAUCAUAGUUUAAAAACAUUUCUUAAAAUGGUGAAUUGGGUGAGCAUUGGGUGAGCAUUAUCUCUUUGACGGUUACUUUAGUCACUUGUUUUACUCAUGUAUUUUAUAGAUCACGAAAAAACUGUUGUACUAACUACACGUUUUUCAAGAAGUCUAUUUAUCCAAGACAUUGACCAUUGCAAAUUUAAACUUACAUCACAUAUAAAGUUGUUAGAUAUACCAUUUCUAAUGGAACACGUUCAUCGGUUAUUUUUGAUAUAUACAUUUACUGAUUAUUUCAUUAUGAAUUGUAAAGAGAAUAUCGAAAUGUUUUUGAAUAAAGGGAAUGAUUUAUUU